AUGAGGAAUCCUGUGAUAAUAUGGAUGAUUUUUCCAGUGGUGCUUUUCAUGGAACCUUUCUACGUUAUUCCAUGUUAUGUAUCUGAUGUGGACAUCCAGAGAUAUCAGAGAGAGUUUGAAGAUCUCGUUUCAAAUGGAAUAGGAGUGAUUUAUGUUAAUGUUUCUUCUCCAUCAUUUGAGAACAUUUCCCUAACUCAAAAAGAGUGGAAUAAGAUAAUCGACUGGAUCUGGGUCACAGAAGAAUACAAAUACUUUUUAUCAUAUCCAAUAGAUAUCGAUGUAUUCACCUUGGGAUUGAUGAAACGAAAUGUCCGUUCUCUAAAAAUGAACAUCACUAUAGAAACUAAAGAAAAUUGCACCAGUGAUAGACUAUGGAUUCAGGUUUACGAGUAUUUGUUUGAAGUUCAUAAUAGAUCAGAUGGGCAAUUUUGCCAUCGAUAUUUUGAAGACCAGGAUUGGAAAAAAAUAUUAUCCCAAAUAUCACAUGCCUCUAUCGGAUACGGAUUCCAUUGUUUUCAAAACAAUGAUUCCUCGUCUCCUGUCACAAUCGAAAAAUCUCCCGUUAUAUACAUUACCAUUGCAACUAUUUUCAUAUUAUUCGCUUACUACCCACUGAUAUUGUCACCCUCUUCUCAAAGGACACAAGGCGAAAGACAGCUUAUUGUAUACAAUAAAGCUGAUUAUCCUUACACCCCUCGUCGUCUGUUUCUUUAUAUCAUUUUCAAAACUGGCAACAUGCACCUAAGUUUUUCCUUGAUUUUUUUUCUAUUGUACAACCUAUUGUUGCAAAAGAUACUACAGAUAAAAGAUACAAACGAAAUAGAAAUAAAACAUUUUGAUGAUAUUGUUCGAUAUUACUUUCCUGUUCCUAGGGAAAUAUUCUUUCUUUUUGCAAAACUAAUGUUGACAUCAUUUCUGCUGAUCAUUAUGUAUUUGACAUUAAAUGAACUUAACUUUUUUGACAGUGAAAAUUCGUUUGGCAGUGAAAAAUCAUUUGAUUUGAAUACAUUUCUUUUGUAUAUAUUUGUAUUACUAACACCAGGAGUUCUUGGAAUUCUGUUUUUUUGAAAGUAAUGCUGACAAAAUAGAAAGAAUGCACGAUGAAUUAAAUAAAUUGGUUAAAACUU
Ostrea edulis (European flat oyster) is the source of this 1127-nucleotide messenger RNA. RefSeq lists its product as uncharacterized. Lineage: Eukaryota; Metazoa; Mollusca; Bivalvia; Ostreida; Ostreidae. The record is from RefSeq and is a predicted model, not a curated record. The coding region runs from base 1 to 1068 and encodes 355 amino acids. The transcript has 2 exons.